Messenger RNA from Cyclocybe aegerita, 2169 nucleotides. The record is from the annotation of a GenBank genome assembly. Lineage: Eukaryota; Fungi; Basidiomycota; Agaricomycetes; Agaricales; Hemipholiotaceae.
AUGCAUGCCAUCACCCGGGCAUCCACUAUGCGGUCUAUGGAGACAAUCGAGGAGUCGUGGAAGGAUGGUGGAAAGGUCGCAGCAGGAACUGGCCAACAAACAGUAUCUUCCGUAUGGUACACACAUUCUCGCAAGAAAAUAGCCUCACUGCCCACACUAGAUAUGUUCCCAGUAAGGAGAACCCAGCUGACGGCCCUUCUCGUGGAGAAUAUGGCACGACGCAAGACCUCCUCCCUGCCAUCAACAUCCCCAAUCACCUCCAGCACUAUGUCGUCGAUUUCGACACACCUCAUACACCAACGGAACUCCGCCUUGCACGAGAAGGCAAAGCAGCCCUCGCCGCCCCCAGGAUCAGCCCAGCCACACGACUCCUCCAACGCCAAAGCACCUCAGAGGGCCAGAUCCUCCAUGAAGAAGAAAUCCUCGCCCACUUCCAAGCCAGCAACCAAGCGGCACCGCUUCUCUCCAGAGCACCAAAGCACAAAUGGAGGGCCAGUGCGUGACCACACACGGGCUCGAGCUUCACGAAAACCUGCGCCGUACCCUCCUGACCUCACACCAGUACCAUCCACACUCCGCCCACACGUCUUUGCUCGAGAACGGCUUACACGUUGGAGACCAACCACGGUCCGUACUGCCACUGACAACCAGGGCCAGCCCACCCAUCUCUCCGCUGAAGACCUGGCCCGCAUUCUCAAGGUAAUGGCCGGGGCGUGGGCGGAUGGGACUCUGGAAGUCUAUGGGACAGGCCUCCUCACCUGGCACGCCUUCUGUGACAAGAACAGAGUUAGUGAGGAUCAGAGGGCCCCAGCCUCACCCCUCCUCAUCGCCUCUCUCAUAGCCACCCUCUCAGGUGCUUUCUCUGGUGGCACCAUCGCCAACUACGUCUAUGGCAUCUGGGCAUGGCACAUCCUGCAUGGGGUCCCAUGGAAGAUGGUCGACCCUGAACUGGAGGCACUGCUCAAGGCCGCAGAAAAAGCAACCCCACCCACGUCAAAGAGGAAGAAACGCCAGCCAUACACAAAAGAUUUCAUGGUUGCUAUUCGCGGUCAGCUAGACCUCUCAACGCCCCUCCAUGCUGCCGUUUAUGCCUGCUUGACAACCACAUUCUGGUCAGCUGCCCGAGUUGGUGAGUUCACGGUCAAAAACCUGACAAGCUUCGACGCAAACAAACAUGUCAAACCCUCAAACGUUACAACCACAACAGACCAGAACGGCUUCGAAACAACCGAGUUCUUCAUCCCCUCCACAAAGUCUGAACCCACCAACGGAGAGACAGUCUCAUGGUCGAGACAGAACGGAGACACAGACCCGGAGACUGCAUUCCACAAUCACAUAGAUGUCAACUCACCGCCAAAUGGUGGCCACCUCUUUGCGUACAAAAAUGACGCAAUUGUCUCCCUGUUUGCGCGACAAUAUGACCAGAUACUCCAGCAAGAAAUGCCCAACCAUGAGCUCAAAUGCUACAAUCUCCCGUUCGGUGCCUUAGGCUUCAUUUCGCACGUUCUGACCUACUACACAAUCGCCUGUCUCUGGUACGGUCGCAAACCUCUCUGGCCCUUCAAGCCGAUUACCAACACAAAAACAGAUCUCAUCCUCGGCUUCGUCGGGAUUUCUGUCUGCAUUGUCAUGUCCGUCAUCACGAUGAUCAAAUGCAAGAAUACAUGGCAGCUGCUCGUCAUUGCGGUCUGGAAGUUGAGCAUGUCCCUGCUCAAUGGGCUUACCGGCCUCACGGUGGCAGUUAUGGUGGUCAAUCAGAAGGAAGGGGAGGUCCUGAAAUCGAAGGCGGCCAUGUGGUGGGUUUUACUCUAUGUCCCCGGCAUGAUGGCGGGCAUGACGGGCCUCAUGGACUUGGUCGUGAAAGUCGCGCCAUUUAUUCCGGAUAUCAUGAGACUCACUAUCGCCUUCUACCUAAUUGUCGGUGCUGGCCUCAUAGUCGGUAUCAUCGCCAUGAUCAUCAUCUGCUGGUGGGGAGGUGGUGCACCUGGAAAAGUUGCUGCAACGGGCACCGCUGUCACAUUAGGCCUAUUUCUUGUGCUCAGCGCUUUCUAUUCCGAUUGGUGUUUAGGAAUAAUGCUCGACAAUCUGAUAGGAACUCCUUCAUCAGACUCCUCCGCUUUCUAUUGGACAUAUUUCGUAGCAAAACGGUUAACGAUGUUUAGCUGGUAA